This is a messenger RNA of Neogale vison (American mink), 390 nucleotides long. It is a transcript of the gene OTOR, whose product is annotated as otoraplin. Gene Ontology annotation, molecular function: protein binding. NCBI's taxonomy places the organism in Eukaryota, Metazoa, Chordata, Mammalia, Carnivora, Mustelidae. The coding region runs from base 1 to 390 and encodes 129 amino acids. The record is from RefSeq and is a predicted model, not a curated record. The transcript is spliced from 4 exons. Gene Ontology annotation, biological process: cartilage condensation.
AUGGCCAGACUAUUAUUAUUUUCCCUCCCAGGUCUUAUGGCCAUAUGUGCCGUGCAUGGAAUAUUUAUGGACAGACUUGCUUCCAAGAAGCUCUGUGCAGAUGACGAGUGCGUGUACACUAUUUCUCUGGCCCGAGCUCGAGAAGAUUACAAUGCCCCAGACUGCAGGUUCAUUAAUGUUAAAAAAGGACAGCAGAUUUACAUUUACUCAAAGCUGGUGCAAGAAAAUGGAGCUGGAGAAUUCUGGGCUGGCAGUGUUUAUGGAGAUGACCAUGAGGAUGAGAUGGGCACCCUGGGCUAUUUCCCCAGCAGCUUGGUCGAGGAGCAACAUGUGUACCAAGAAGCCACCAAGGAAGUCCCCACCACGGAUAUUGACUUCUUCUGUGAGUAA